Molecule: messenger RNA, 1382 nt
Organism: Hyla sarda
Lineage: Eukaryota; Metazoa; Chordata; Amphibia; Anura; Hylidae
Product: mast cell carboxypeptidase A-like
Exons: 11
Coding region: 1-1251 (416 amino acids)
Biological process (GO): proteolysis
Molecular function (GO): metallocarboxypeptidase activity; zinc ion binding
Source: RefSeq, a predicted model, not a curated record
AUGAAGCUGUUCCUACUUUUGUGUUCUGUUGCGGUCAGUCUCAGCGUUCCACAUGGUCGGCGGUUUGAUAAUGAGAAACUUUUCCAUGUUACUCCUAAAAGUAAUGAUGAGGUGCAAUUCAUAAAAUACUUGGACACCACGAUGAAGCUUGACUUCUGGAAACCCAAAUAUUUUCAUAAUCUGACCCCAAAAACCAACAUUUAUUUCCAUGCUGAUGCUCAACAAUCUAAAGAGAUUGAGAACCUUCUAGAAGAAAAAGGAAUCAAGUACAGGGUAGUUUUUCAUGACUUACAAGAAGCUAUUGAAAAUCAGUUUACCAAAAGAAGUAAAUACAAGAAGGGCUUUAAUCGCUAUCGUGAGUGGAAAGAGAUUGCUGUGUGGGCUUAUUCCGUUUCACUAAAAUACCCAAAACUGGCCUCCAUAGUACAGAUUGGAGAAACAUAUGAAGGGCGUCCUAUGCUUGUUAUUAAGAUUGGGAAUCAAAUAUCUGCCAAGAAGGGAAUCUUUCUUGAUUGUGGAAUCCAUGCUCGGGAAUGGAUCUCCCCUGCCUUCUGUCAGUGGUUUGUUAAAGAGGCAAUAAGAACAUAUGGAAAGGACAAAGAAAUGACAAAGCUACUGAACAGUUUCACAUUCCAUGUCUUGCCUGUAUUUAAUGUUGAUGGCUAUGUUUUUUCUUGGACAAGUGAUCGUCUUUGGAGAAAGAAUCGUGCUCCAACCCCCAAUGACAAAUGUACUGGUACAGAUCUUAACAGGAAUUUUAAUGCAUCUUGGAAUGGUAUACACUUUGAUGAUGAGCCUUGUAGUGAAGCCUAUGCUGGAAGUGCCCCAGAAUCUGCACCUGAAGUAAAAGCUGUUGCUUCAUAUAUUCGGGAAAACCUUUCUGCUUUGAAGGCUUACAUAAGUGUCCAUUCAUUCUCACAAUUACUGUUAUAUCCCUAUGGAUAUACAGAAAAAGAGGCAUCAAAUCACAAGAAGCUGGAUGAAAUAGCAAAGGCGUCAGUGGAAGCGCUUCAAAGGCUAUACAACACCAGCUACACAUAUGGAUCUAUUGCCACCACAAUAUAUCCAGUUUGUGGUUCUUCUGCUGACUGGGUAUAUGACUUAGGCAUUAAGUACACGUUUGUGUUUGAGUUGCGUGAUGAAGGGAGAUAUGGUUUUCUGCUUCCUGAGCAUGACAUAGAACCGACGUGCAAGGAGACCAUGAUGGCUGUGAAACAAAUCGCUAGUAAUCUCAUUGAUCUGGAUAUUUAAGGAGCGUUGAAUUUAAAGCUUUGGCUUUUUGUUAAUCUGAUAAAUAUGAUUACACUUUUUUUCUGCAUUAAAAAAUAUUAAACAUUUUAUGAAAAUGAUUGUUUAUUUUGCAUUCAUAAUGUAGCAUUUAC